This is a messenger RNA of Microthlaspi erraticum, 267 nucleotides long. Lineage: Eukaryota; Viridiplantae; Streptophyta; Magnoliopsida; Brassicales; Brassicaceae. The record is from the annotation of a GenBank genome assembly.
AUGGGAUUAGAGGAGCAAGGAAGGACUUGGUGCAUGGACGCAGCUCAACCGGAUACGCAAAGGAAGAAGGAGGAAGUCAUCUUGAAGAUCAGCUCGACCACUAGCUCGACCGGAUGGUCGAGCUCCUCAACUCGACUGGCCAAGCUUCAACUCGAUCGAGCUGAGAAGUCAACAGUCAAACCCGAAAAAUAUGCAAGGGAGCUCGACCAAGAGCUCGAUCGAGUUGAUGAGCUCGACGAGCUCGAUGAGUUGGUCGAGUUGGUGUAA